This is a messenger RNA of Eimeria acervulina, 2946 nucleotides long. RefSeq lists its product as hypothetical. Lineage: Eukaryota; Apicomplexa; Conoidasida; Eucoccidiorida; Eimeriidae. Gene Ontology annotation, molecular function: RNA endonuclease activity; mRNA binding. The transcript has 5 exons. Gene Ontology annotation, cellular component: nucleus; cytoplasmic ribonucleoprotein granule. Bases 1 to 2946 code for a protein of 981 amino acids. The record is from RefSeq and is a predicted model, not a curated record.
AUGGAGGGGCUGCUAACGAAAAGAUCUGGGGCUUCCCUUGAGGUGUCUAGACACCCCGACAUAGGCCUGCAGCAGCAGCAGCAGCAGCAGCAGCAGCAACCGCAGCAACCGCAGCAACAGCAGCAGCAAGAGCAGCAAGAGCAGCAGCAACACGAACGGGAACAACAACACAUGCAGCAGCAACAACAUCAGCAGCAGCAACAGCAGCUGCAGGAGCUUCAGCAACAUCCACAUCAGCAGGAUGAGACUCAGCAGCAGCAGCAGCAGCAAACUGCUGUUGGGGGCAGUGGUUUGGCUCUUGCAGUUAUAACUGUUCUUUUUAGUUGGGUUGUUAUACUUCGAGUACCAUUACUUUAUUCUGUUUAUCCUUUUAAAGAGCGUAUUGAUUCUUCUCACCUCGCUGGGCUGACUUUAUUUGCUAUUCAAAUUAUUACACCCCCUUAUACUUCUCAAAGAAAAAAAGCACGAAAGCAAAUCAAGGAUAUUAUCAUGCUUCUUGCGGACGUCUUCAAGGCGCUUCUUGAUGCAUUAGAGGCUCUCUCACAUACUCUACAGUGCAGCAGCCGAGGAAGUAUUUGUUUGUUUGCUUCUUCUAAGAAGGAAUUAGCAGCAGCAGCAGAUAAGCUUGCUGCAGCAGCAGGGCCUUUGCUGGAGGUAUUGGGGUGUCAAUACACCUUAAGAGGGAGGAUCGUAGAGAGCGGACGAGAGCCGUAUCUAUUAUCUUUAUCUUCUUUAGGCAUCAAUCCUAUGCCUGAAUUAGCAAAACUUUAUACAGCUUUGUUGCAGAUGUUAAUGCAUCUCGUUGGAGCUACGAAGCAGACAUGUUUAACUGUACAUGCGCUUAAUGCUGCAGCAGCAAGAAGAGCAGCAGCAUUACUACCAACUAUAUCGGAAGUUCAAGUGUCUAUACACCUUGCAUUAAAGAUAUGCUUUGUUGCUGCUGCUGCUCUCCCUGUAAGCCCUUUCUAUCUCUUCUUCUUUGCUUCUUCUCGUGAUAAAGCAAAAGAAGCAGCAAGACAAUUGCAGGAGUUAAGAGAAGCUCUCGAGGGGGCUUCAAUAAAUAAGAAUAAUGCUUCUUCAGGAACAGCUUAUCUGCAGCAGCAAUCAAGAAGCUUGCAGCUAGCAGCAAAUCUCCAAUCUCUGCUGCACACAACUGGCGCUCUCAAACCUCUCAGCAGCAGCAGCAACAGCAGCAGCAAACAGAAACGGAAAAACGCAAACAACGACCAGCAGCAAACAGCAGCAGCAGCAGCAGCAAAAACUGCAGCAGCAGCAGCAGAAGAAGAAGAAGAAGCACAAGCUAAUAUCAGCAGCAGAUAUUCACAACGCAAGCAUACACCGCCGGAGGCCUUAGGUGCAGCUGCAGCAACAGCAGCAACCGCAACAACAGCAGCAGAAGCAGCAGCAGCAGAAGAAGAAGAAUCAUCAGCAGCACCAGCGGGAAUCAUGCAGCAGCAGCAGCAGCAGCAGCAGCGGCAGCAGCGCUUGUCUCCUUUCCGGCGGCUGAAGCUGCUGCCAGCAAUGUGGAAGGCCCGCAGCAAAAGAACGGUGAAGGCGAGUAAUAGAAGAGACAAAAGCAGCAGAAGCAGGAGAGCUUUAAGAGAAGCAAGAGACAGCAGCAGCUGCAGCAGCAGCAGCAGCAGCAGGAGCAGGGGGAGCAGCCGCUCUAUUAACAUCAAUUCUCCUGGUGUUGCUCUCUUAGGCUUAGGAGGAGGGAGGCCCUUGCUGCAGCUGCCAAGUAUAGACAUACAGUCUUCUCACGGGCCUUCCCUCAUAGAUCAUGAUGCUGCUGCUGCUGCUGCUGCUGCUUCAGGGGAUAUGCUUGAGGACCCAAGUCUCUUCUCAGCAGCAGAAGCAGCAGAUGCAGCAAGCUGGGCGGAAGAAACAGACAUCCAUGCAGUGCAGCAGCAGCAAAUUGACAGCAGCAGACCCCAACUCUUUCUGCCCGUCGCUUCCAGUAGAAGCAGCGGUGCAGCAGAAAGACAGCAGCAGCAGCAGCAGCAGCAGCAGCAAGGGUGGCAAGGACGUCACAGCUCAGCAGCAGCAGCAGCAGCAGACCAGAGGCCUUUGUUUCUCCCCGUUGGGAGCAUCCGAGGCGGAUCCUAUGCUGCAUCUCCAGCAGCAGCAGCAGCAGGAGUUGAUGGUUCAGUGUGCGGCAGCAGCUUGUCUAUAGGAGAAGAGACAACAGCAGAACAGCCUCUAUGGGAGAAGCAGCAGCAGAGGUGCGAUGCAGGAAGAGCAGCAUCUGCUGCUGCUGCUGCAGCAGCAGCAGCACAAGGAAUAGCAGCAGCAGAUACUGCUGUUUCUGCUAGCCCCUCAACGGAAGUGGGGCUGCUGCUGGCGCUGCUGGAUCAGGGAAGCGUCUGUGCCCCCGAGGGAGACGGCUUUAGAAACGAUCCCGAUCCCGAUCCCGAUCCCAGUGUGGGGAACGGUGGAGGUGGGGUGGGCGGUGGUGCAUCUGCUGCCGCUGCUGCUGCUGCCGCUGCUGCUGCUGCUGCUGCUGCUGCUGUAGGGAGGCUACCUGUGUUGCUGCGGGCGUUAAGAUUAAGAAGAGCAGCAAAAGAAGAAGACGCAGCUGAAAAAAAACGAAGACAGCAAGAGAAAAGAAAAAUAAAGAAGGCUAUGGCGGAUGUCGUGCGGAUCCCGAAGACGAUCCCAGACCCCACACAUGCUCGUUCGCAGCAGCAGCAGCAGCGGCAGCAGCAGCAGCGGCGGCAGCGGCGUGCUACUGAUCGCAGCGACAAGAAUUGGUAUACUUUGAAAUCAUAUGAGAAGCAGCAGCAAGAAGGAGAAGAGACAGCAGCACUGCAGCAGCAAUUAAAACUAACUAUGCUUGUUGUUUCGCUAAUCCAGAUAACUUGUAAAGACGUAGCAGCUUUCUCUGCUGCUGUUGAAGACUUCCUAUUUGCUAAUAUGUCUCCCUCUUGGAGCCGGAUUAGGGAAUAG